AUGUUUCUGGUGUCUAGCGAUGAUGCACAGGCGCGAAGUGCGGGACCUCGCUGGAGGUGCGCACUGCUCCUGGCUGCCCUGCUGGUGUCCAGGUGCGGUCCGGCGAGCUGUUUCUCGGCGGGCCGACCGCGGGUGCAGCGGGCAGCAUUCGAUUUCAACCUAGGAAACCUGUUCGGGGGCGAGGAUGAGCUGCAGGUGCCAAAGGACGUGGCUGCCAUGGUGGCGGGUCUGAAACGCAGCACCGAGAACGCAUUGAAUUCCGCGUGUAGCCGCCUGGAUGUGGAGCUGCCGCCCUCCUUUCAGCUGGGCGUGGAGAACAAGUUGAAGAGCCAAAUUGUCGAUGAGAAGAAGAGCAAGGCAGUGGUCCUCAAGGAAGUUGCCCGAGGGGACAGAGAGCUAGCGCGUGUCUUCGUGGAGAUGCUCAGCUCCCUGGGCCCCGGCCUGGUGGUGGCCUUCCGCACCCCGCAGCUGCAGAAGGCUGCGAAGAAGCGUUGGAAGCUCACCAAAGACGAGGCGCAGACCAUCUCCUUCCCGGACCCCCGGAAGUCCGCCUUCACCCAGGAGGUGGGGAUGCCUGCGGUGUUUAGAGAGACGGUGAAGAAGGUGAAGUGCAACUGCCUGGUGGCGGUGGCGCCGCAGCAGGAGCAGCUCCAGUGCGUGGCCGAGCUCAGCCGGGAGCUGGGGGACCAGAUGGGCAUCAUCCUGCUGAAUGCACGCAUCCAUGGGCCGUUGCGCAAGGGCUCCAAGAUGGGCCCCAGGCUGAGGUCGGCCCUGGUCAAGGACUUCAAAGCCACCUACCACGUGAGGUUCCUGAAGUCCGAGCGGCUCCCCAAGAACAGCCUCCUCUUUAGACAGGUUGGCUCCGAUGGCGAGGGGCCGUGGAUCGUGGCAGUCCAGCGGCAGCUGGUGGCGGGCGCAGUGGUCACCAAGGAGGUCCUGCGCAGCGAUGAAGAGCUUGGGCACGCCUUGGGUGACCUCUUGGCACUUCUCAGCCGAAGCCCAGCAGUGAGGAGAUCGCCGCAGCAUUUGAACGCCGCUGGGCUACGCGGCAAACGAGAAGGACGUGCACACCCGGCCGAGAUUUUUCCAGAUGCAGGUUUCACGGCCCUUUGGGCCAGCUGCGAGGUCUAA
Molecule: messenger RNA, 1131 nt
Organism: Effrenium voratum
Lineage: Eukaryota; Dinophyceae; Suessiales; Symbiodiniaceae
Source: the annotation of a GenBank genome assembly